GGCAAGAAGGAUGGAGGAGAAGGAGACGGGGUUUCUGAACAAACCAAUGAUAGAAGAAUCAAUGAUCCAGGAUGAUCAACAAAGGCUACUCGUCAUGGAAGAGCUACACGCGAUUGGGAAAAAUGCAGAACAAGCUUUCCUCGAAAACUUGGCAGCUAGGCAGCAACAGCAGAAUCUGAUGAGGAAACAGGAACAAGAGCAAGAGUUCAGUAAUCAGAACACGAAGGAAGAACAGAGUGACAACAUGGAAUGUGGGGAGGAGGAGGGGACUCAGAGCCUUGAAAGAGAAUCUCGUCAGUCAUUGAAAAGGAGGGAAUUAUCAGAAGAUGGAAAAAAUUCAGAUCAGCAUGAACAGGACACACACCGGAGCAAAAGAUUUCAUAACAGUAGGGAGGAUAAACGGAAGGAGGGGAGUCAAACAACGGGUAUAAAGGAGGAUUCACGGCAAGGAAAAAGGGGCAGUACCCAGCAAACACCACCGUCGGGUAGCGGACAAGAAAUGGACUCCAGUGAUUCGUACGGGGAAAGUGCAGCAAAAGGGGAGUCGGAAAGGGUGUCUGAAGAGGAAGGAGCAAAGGGAGUUUCCACAGACGAAGCGGAAGAUAGAAGGAUGCAUAUGAGGAAUGCGGAAAGUAUGACUGAGGAAGAAAUUAGACAAGCGGAGGAGGAUCAGCGGGACUGCUCUGAAGAUUGGGAUAAUGAGAGCUCAUCAGAAGAGGACAAUAUGGAGGAGGAGAUCAUCACACUAGAGCAGUGGAAGCAGGAGGUGGAACAACUACAAUGGGGACGUACAGUAGAACGCGAAAUCAGAUUGGCGCACCACAAACAUCUCAGAAACCUGAAGCAUGCAACGCAACAUGAUGAAUACGCUAAGAGUUUCCAAUGGCCCAACACAUAUCAGAGCAAAGCCAGCAAGGAUGGUAAGAGGAAGCGGAAAACACAGGCGGAGGAGGAACAGGAAAGCAGAGCGGAACAGACUACGAAGGAAGCAAACCAGCAACAAGAGGGAGAUGAGCAAAAAGAGAAGGAGGAUCUGCAAAGGCAGGCAACAAUUCUGGAAGCUCAGGUGAAUGCGUUAAGGGAUGAGAACAGGGAGUUGGAGGAGGAUACUAUAAAUUUGUUGAAAAUACCAAAAGGUCACUUCAAAGACAUUGAUGCAGCGGCAAAAUUGGGGGCAAAGAAUUGAGCUAAGGGAAGGGUAAUUCUUCCUUGUCGGUGGAAUAAAAAGCAUUCCGAUUG
This is a messenger RNA of Chara braunii, 1239 nucleotides long. The record is from the annotation of a GenBank genome assembly. NCBI's taxonomy places the organism in Eukaryota, Viridiplantae, Streptophyta, Charophyceae, Charales, Characeae.